AUGGCGGCGGCUAGGGUUCCUCCCUCUUCUGGCAUUUUCGGCGACAAUGGUUUCCCAUCUUUCUGCCUUGUGUUUUCCAGUUGGAAAGUUGGCCCUUUGGAUGACCGACACAUUUUGAUUCAACUUUUGAGUGAAGAAGACUAUGCAAGAAUUUUUGCGAUGCGUUUUAUGCGGUUUGAUGAUAUUUUUAUGAAGAUUCUUAAGUGGUCAGUUGAUUUUGAUGCGAAGGUUGAACUUCCUAUUAUUUCUGUAUGGCUCCGUUUACUGUGUUUGAAGGUUCAUCUUUUUAAUCACGAAAUUUUAUUCUCUAUUGCUGCGAUGUUUGGCAAACCGUUAAAAUUAUAUGCUCCUACUUUUAAUUUAUCUGGGCCUUCCAUGGCUAGAAUUUUGAUUGAGCGUGAUGUCACUUUGCCUCCCCCUGAGGAGGUUUGGAUUGGAUCGGCCCACAACAGUUAUUGGCAGCAAGUACAUUUGGAACAACACCCUCGUUACUGUGGUCAUUGUAGAAUGUUUGGUCAUGAUUCAGUUCAGUGUUUCCAUCUUCAUCUGGAAUUGCGCAAUAGGAAUGGUGGGCAAAAUCAACAUAAGCUUUCUGUCGAAAAGGCCCCAACAACCUCUUUGUUGGCUGAGUGUGUGGAGCCUACGGUUGUGCCUAUUGUGGGUGUUUUGAAUGUUAGGGGUGUGGACACUACUGUGACAUCCACUGAUUUGAUUAUGAAGGAUGUUGGUGACGGUCCUCGACCUUUGGAGGACUCUCGUGCUGAUGAUACUUUUACAAUUAAUGAUAUUUAUGCUCCUUUAGAGAAUGAGUUUCAUGGGUGUCUGGGUAGUUCGGUACAUAUGGAUGCUACUGUGGAGACUAGAUCCUUACAUGGAAAUAUACAUGCUAUUGAUGCUAUUAAUUUAGUUUCUACUCCCUCUAACACUUCUGGUUCUGGGCCACAGGGGUGUGAGGGGACUAUUGUACCUGAUAAUGUUGUUGAUGUGGGCGUAGUUUCCAAUCUCCUUGGGGAGGAAUGA
Phalaenopsis equestris is the source of this 1020-nucleotide messenger RNA. RefSeq lists its product as uncharacterized. Lineage: Eukaryota; Viridiplantae; Streptophyta; Magnoliopsida; Asparagales; Orchidaceae. The transcript is spliced from 2 exons. Bases 1 to 1020 code for a protein of 339 amino acids. The record is from RefSeq and is a predicted model, not a curated record.